Messenger RNA from Cylicocyclus nassatus, 829 nucleotides. The record is from the annotation of a GenBank genome assembly. Lineage: Eukaryota; Metazoa; Nematoda; Chromadorea; Rhabditida; Strongylidae.
GCAAUGUUCCACACCUUGGCAACCGUGCUGCUCCGCUUUUAAACUUGCAUUCACGUCGUUCUAUACCACGGUUAUUCUUUUCAUCGCCUGCUACAUCAAGUGCAGCUGCCGAGGAUUUGGAUUUGUUGAGUGACCCAUGGGAUGCAAAUUUGUUCAAGAAAAAAUAUAUCGAGGGUCUGGCAUCGUGACAGUUCACCACCCUUCAAGGAGUUCAAUAUGGUUGAAGUCAUGGAAAAAUGGCAGAGACCAAAACGCGCGCAUGACCAUGAUCAUUUCCUUUUGGUGCUCGACUUUAUGCGACACUUCUUUCUAAAUGCGUGCGAACCACCUACGAAAAUUCAACAGUACGCCUGUAGACAGAGCGGAAAGAAGGGAAAAUUUGACCAUCUUAAGGACCUCCCGGAAGGAUUAGUCGAUUUCUUAAUAAGUUUCAUCCUUGACGCUCUUGGCCUACACCGCGACCAGCUUUUGAGGACGCCAGAUGAGCACAAACGGAAUCCAAAUAAGUGGUGGGAAGACCUUCGAAGGUAUCAUUUUGACCCUGAUAGGGCCAUGCUCCUUCCAUCAAAGAAAAAGCGUGUCAUGGUCGAAGGCAGCACUGUUACUAAAGAAGACGAAGUGAUCCAGAAGACUGAAGCCGUCGAAGACGAAGUUGAAGUAGUCGAAGACUGAUGCUGUUCUCAUUCUUAGUCGUAGUUUUUUUCGUAAUGUGUCGUUUUUGUGGUGUUUUCAAUCCUGUAAUUGCUGCUGACUGUGCAUAUCAUUUCCAUGUCAUUGUAAACUCUACUCGAGAAGAUCAUGCGGUAUUUGUUAAUAAAUUGUAUGACGU